Molecule: messenger RNA, 1836 nt
Organism: Mercenaria mercenaria
Lineage: Eukaryota; Metazoa; Mollusca; Bivalvia; Venerida; Veneridae
Product: perlucin-like protein
Exons: 7
Coding region: 203-1066 (287 amino acids)
Molecular function (GO): signaling receptor activity
Source: RefSeq, a predicted model, not a curated record
AGGAGUUAAGUAGGUGUAUACAUAUGUAUGCAUCUCUUAUUCUUCAGUGUGCAUUUCAUCGCAUGAUUUUUUUAAUGUUGAUAAGUGAGAUUUUCUUUUUUAUUCUGUUCAUACAAACCUAAGCUGUAGCUUCGUAUUGUAUCAGUUUAUGUGCAUCUCGACUAAAUCAUACUACUUGUUACUUUCCGAUAACUAUUGAAAAAUGAAGAUGCUUUUUAUAAGUGCGUAUUUUGUUACAUUUAUUGCGAACGCUUGGAUAUAUUGCAAUGGUGCUGAUUGUUCUGAAGGAUGGAUAAGUUACGAGUCCUCUUGUUACUAUUUCAGUCCUGACAGGCUGACCUGGGACCAAGCCUUUAAUCAGUGUACAGCGCUGCAAAGUCAUUUGGUAGAAAUCGAGAGUUCCGAAGAAAAUACGUUCCUUGCCACUGUAUUAAAAGCAAGCACACACAGGAAUCGAAGUUGUUCGUAUUACAUUGGACUCACGGAUAAAGAAGUGGAAGGGCAAUGGAAGUGGGUGACUAGCAAAACACUCGUAGGAAUCUCACAUUGGUAUCCAGGGGAACCUAACAAUCAUGAAAACAGGGAUGAAGAUUGUGUUUGUUUUUGGCGGGCAGAACCAGGAUCAUGGAAUGAUAUAACCUGUUCUUCCUCAAACCUCUAUAUCUGUGAAAGGGCAAAAACAACCGACGACACUGACACAAACAAAGCAACAGUUCCAGUGUAUGUGCUUGCAGUUGUGGUAUCAGGACUUCUGCUACUAAUUGCCGUGGAAUUAGUCUUUAUAAUACGAAUAAAACGUCAGAGUAAUAUAAGCACUGCUGAAAUGAACACCACUGCGGAAGAAUCAAAUCUAGAGAAUGAUAUAGAAGAUGGAUACAAUUUACCUUCUAACAUGUCAGAGAACAGCAAUUACUUAACAGUCAUUUCUGGGAAUGACAUUCUGGAAAGAGAGUAUGGUUAUGUCAGGGGUCGCUUACCUCAAAUUUUAAAAAAAACAGUAGAAGAAGCCGCUGAUUUAAUUGCUUUCAAUAACAUUUUGCCUAGACAUUUACUAGAAGAGAAAUAAGAGAAGAUGAAAAGACUCGGCACAAGAUGGAAGUCUAUGAAAUUAAAUAAAUUAAUUUCACAUGCCUUUCUCUGUUUCACUAGUUUGUACUUUUAUAAUUAGAUACUGUUAGAAAGGCAAGUGAAACGAAUGCAUAAGUUGAUGACAAGUUCAUUGGCAAGACAAAAAAACUGAAAAUAAGGUAAACUAUUAAAUAAUUUCCAAGAUAUUUCUAAAACAUUUAAGCUGUCUGUUAGUUACUGUGGUUGAAACAAUAAAUUAUAAGAGAAAUCAUUGAUUCGUAUGAAACAUCUGCAAUAAUUUGCAAUAUUGCUGUCGGUAAACAAUAUUGAGAAAAAGUUAAAACUGCCUUUCUUUCACUAGAAUAGUAACAAACUGUUGUUUUAGAAAGGAAACUUACGUACUGCACAUGUCAAAUGGUUUCGAUGCACGAGAAGUCCAAAACGGCACGAUAUAAAAUGUAAAGUCUAGACGACCUUGUGCGUUCAUAUUACAGAACUUUACAAUGUAUUGUUAAACAGGCAGUUAAUUAAAUUAAUUAUUUAACAGUGUAGUAAAUGAGAGAGAAAUUGAAUUUCCUUUGAUCUUUCAAACACGGCUAUCGUGGUAACACAAUAGUUAAACAAAACCUGAUUUGAAAUAUAACAAAACUGUUCUGUCAUAUAAUUAUGAGCACCCUCAUUUCCCUUCUAUUAUUAUUAAGGCGUAACUUUAAAAAGAAAAUGUUUGUUUAUUUGCCUGAUACUACAUUAAAAUGUAACAACCGUAAA